Molecule: messenger RNA, 1407 nt
Organism: Phialemonium atrogriseum
Lineage: Eukaryota; Fungi; Ascomycota; Sordariomycetes; Cephalothecales; Cephalothecaceae
Exons: 2
Coding region: 1-1407 (468 amino acids)
Source: RefSeq, a predicted model, not a curated record
AUGUGCGAACAGCAGUACUUCGAUUUCCUCCCCUGCAACCACACAUACUGGGGUAAAGUUAAGACUUGUCCUAAGCACGAGAAGCAGUGCAAGCGCGUGCCGUUUCUCCAGAAAAUCAUUGGCUUGAGACCAAAUCAUUGCAGGCCUAACAUAAUUAGGACGACAGACCCAAAUCUGUGUCCAGAAUGCCAGGAGAAAAUGCUGAGGCAGCAGUUCGCAAAAGGGGUACACCAAGAUAAGGAGAGCAGGCAUCGUACCCGGAAAGCAAACAUCACAUACGACCUCAACUCGGCUCGGGGCACAACAGGCUUCGAACGCGAUCCGGAAGAGCGCCGUCCACGAAACCCCUACGAAGAGGAGGCACGGGUUAACAACGGCAGGUCUAGGGAGCAGAAGGUGGUGCCUCCAAGGGCUGCGACAAGCCAAGGUCGAGAAGGAGCAAAAUCCCACCGGCACGGCGGUGGACAACGUCGCUCGGUUAAACCAGCAACGAUUCCACUCCACGCCAUUGCCGAAGAGCAGCCGUACUGGAUAGACGGCAGCCAAAGCGCCCACUGGCCGCCGCCGCCUUCCAGCCCGCCCACCAGGCCUCUGCCUCCAGUGCCUCCCAAGACUCCGGGGAGGACGGCGGCGAACUCAACCACCUACAACCCACCACCUCCGGCCCCUGACCUCGCCAGGCCCUUGCCGCCUCUCCCCCUGAACAUCAAGAGAAAUCCCGUGCCGAAGGAGUCACCACCCAGCCAAGCCGGACGGGCAGACCCUUACCGCACCACCGGUAAGCCCCCCACUCACUCGUCCAGCCGCAGCACGCGGUCGGGCAACAGCAGCAGCAGCAGCAGCAGACAAGGCAAUGACCGAGCUAGCAGAACCCGUGCGCCCGAACCCGGCAGCCAGACCAAGGUAACACAGGAGCCUCGCGGUAAACGGUCGGAUAACAACAGGAGCGGCCACGCCCACGUCCAGAGUCGCGAGGGUCGCUCUGUGGAGCCCCACAGGUCGAGAAUGAGCGGCGGCGGCCCGACGCGACCACCAGCGGUGCAUGGCGCGCCGGGGAGUGUUCGCUUCACCGAGGGUCUAGACUGGGAUGGGGGCGUCCGACCCGGACGCCCGGCGCCAGCGCCGCCGAUGGCAUAUGCGGCUGCGCCAUCCGGAGCCAGACGGCUGCCGGCAACGAGGUUCGAUGACCAGCGUCUCAGGGGCCGGGGGCCAUACGGCGGAAAUAUGUAUGGUGCGAGUGAGAGAGGUAAGGAGAAGGAUAGGAAGGACAAAAGGAGCAGCCAUGGGAAGGAGAGCGGCAAGAAGCCGGGCAAGAGCUGGCUCAGGCAUUUCAUGCCCGGGAGUCCCGUUGAAACAGACGUCUCUUUUGCCUGUCAGAGCGCACGGCAGAUCGAAAGUAGGAGGUAA